Molecule: messenger RNA, 1052 nt
Organism: Dicrocoelium dendriticum
Lineage: Eukaryota; Metazoa; Platyhelminthes; Trematoda; Plagiorchiida; Dicrocoeliidae
Source: the annotation of a GenBank genome assembly
GGGUUAGAUCUGCUUUUACAAGUUUCUUAUCGGCGAUUUGGAUGAACCACCACAGCGAGUAAAUUAAUCAGCUGUUGACCAUGAUUGCUUUGAUCGCCGGCUCGAGGAAUAACUAAAAAGUCAAGGAACCUUGAAUUGAUGGACAUUUUUGCAUCGAGUAUCGCUGAGAUUUAUUUGUUUCUUUUACAGCUUUUUAUGUUACUUUCACUUUUCAGCCUCUUUUGUCACCGAUGCUGUUGUGUCAUAGAGAUUUGCUUUCCUCAUUCCGAAUCGUCUUGGCGAGCUCAUCACCCAGACGUAAGGAGCUCUUAGAAAAUAUGGGCAUCAACUUCGAAGUGGUGUCUGUCGCUGUCGAUGAAGCUCUGCCGCUUCACACCUUCGAAUCGUUUUCUAGUUACGUCGAAAACUUGGCACUACUUAAAGCCCGUGUAACCGUGGAUAAACUCAUCGCCUCAUGUGACCUCAACCAUCGCCAACUUGUUAUUUCAGCUGAUACGAUGAUCGCAUUCAAGGAAGAACUCAUCGGUAAACCUCUUGACAACAGGAAUGCCACAGCUAUUCUGGAAAGGUUGAGCGGGGAAUCACAUGCAGUCCUCACUGGCGUUUGCAUUUACAUGUUAAUCGCGGGACAAGAUCCGAAGAUUGUCACUUUUCACGAGAGUACCACCGUGAAAAUGGGGCUAUUAACUCAGGAAAUCAUAAACGCCUACGUGGAUACAGGCGAGCCUUUGGAUAAAGCUGGGGCAUACGCUAUUCAAGGACUUGGUGCUAGCCUGAUUGAAGGAAUUGAUGGGGACUACUUCAAUGUAGUUGGUUUGCCAAUCUACAAACUAUGCCAGCAUCUACGCGAAUUACUUCUCGAAGUCGCGUAGUUUAUGAAAAUGGGGAUAACUACGCAUACAAUAGACCGCAACUUCUAAAUAUUAUUUUCUAUGCCACAGAGAAAUCGUGACUUUUGUCCUCUAAUACUCGAACUUUCGGAUCCUGUAUUUUCUCCUAUGACUGCUGCAUCGUCACCAUGAUCGGCAAUAUAUUGGUGUCCGCGUUUUUUC